This is a messenger RNA of Microplitis demolitor, 1506 nucleotides long. Its product is annotated as retinoid-inducible serine carboxypeptidase. The transcript has 6 exons. The coding region runs from base 93 to 1421 and encodes 442 amino acids. NCBI's taxonomy places the organism in Eukaryota, Metazoa, Arthropoda, Insecta, Hymenoptera, Braconidae. Gene Ontology annotation, biological process: proteolysis. The record is from RefSeq and is a predicted model, not a curated record. Gene Ontology annotation, molecular function: serine-type carboxypeptidase activity.
AUAGCGUCAUAAAUAUAGAACAUAUUGAUAAAAUUAUUAUAAUUGACCACUUUAUGAUAUGUCUUGAGAGUUGAACUGAGUCAGUAACUGUAAUGCCUUGGAUUUGGAUUACAAUAUUCAUUUCAUCUCUUUUCGCGUGCGAUAAAGUAAAUAAAGUGGAAGGCAAAAAAGGCUUUGGCCCUGGGGAACAGAACUGGGGGUAUGUGACAGUUCGACCAGGAGCUCAUAUGUUUUGGUGGCUUUAUUAUGUCAAUCCACCUGACAAACCAACUAAUUUUGAUCCUUUGUCAAAACCAUUAAUUAUAUGGAUCCAUGGUGGACCCGGUGGCUCUGGAACUGGUUAUGGAAACUUUAAACAAUUUGGCCCGCUUGAUAUUCAUGGACACUAUCGUAAUUACACAUGGGUCAAUGAUUACAAUGUUCUGUUCAUUGAUAAUCCAGUUGGUUCGGGAUUUAGUUACGUUGAUAGUUACUCUGACUAUGCAAAAAAUAAUACACAAAUAGCUAACGAUUUGUUUGAAUGUAUAAAAAAAUUUUUUCAAGUUAUUCCAGCGUUUAGAAAUAUUUUUACUUAUAUUGCUAGUGAAUCUUAUGGUGCGAAAAUGGGCGCAGAGUUGGCAUCUAUUUGGUACAAAGCUCAAAAUAGUAAAAGUAUACAAAGUGAUCUCAAGGGAAUUGUUCUAGGGGCACCGUGGAUUUCUCCAAUUGAUUCAAUUCUUUCAUGGCCGUCAUUUUUACUAAAUACGGGAAUUGUCAAUACUGCUGGUUAUGAGAAAAUAAAGGGAGAGACAGAAAAAGUGCGGCAAGCUAUAGAGGCAAAAAAGUGGAGGGAAGCUACUGAUGCUAAAAACGGGGCGUUGAAAAUCGUUAAUGAAGUUAGCGAUUACAUUCCUACGAGCAAUAUAUUAAUAGAAAAAAAAUCAUACGACGGAGUACAAAAUUAUACGACUAGGUUCCCAAAACCACAAAAACCGGAUGAAAACUUGGCUCAGUUAAUUCAUUUUAUGAACAAUGAUGUUAAAAAAACCUUAGGACUUAUUUCCCCUUGGGUUUUAAAUCCACCGGAAGUUGUAGAAAAUAUUUAUGAAGAUAUAAUGAAGCCUGUUGUAAAUACAGUUGAAGAAUUAUUGAACGAAACGAAUUUGAAAGUUUCCGUUUACGCUGGACAACUAGAUUUAUUUGUCGCCUUACCCGGUACUGUCAAAUGGGUAGAAAAUUUGAAGUGGAAGCAUGAAGAUGCUUGGAAAAGAGCGCCGAGAGUUGCAUUUGCUGUUGAUAAUAUUAUUGAGGGAUACGUCCAAGCAUGCGAUAAAUUGAAAAUGUAUUGGGUCUUACGGGCGGGACAUUUGGUAGUUGAAGACAAUCCAUAUGCUAUCAAUGCAAUCCUCCAGGAAAUGACAUCUGUCAAAUACAAUCCUUAAUAUUUUUUUUUAAUAAUAAAAAUUCAUAAAUUAAUAAAAUAUCUAUCUAAUAAAUUAUGGUUUAAUGUAAUUUAUUAAUUAAAAA